Fusarium poae is the source of this 840-nucleotide messenger RNA. RefSeq lists its product as uncharacterized. The transcript is spliced from 2 exons. Bases 1 to 840 code for a protein of 279 amino acids. Lineage: Eukaryota; Fungi; Ascomycota; Sordariomycetes; Hypocreales; Nectriaceae. The record is from RefSeq and is a predicted model, not a curated record. Gene Ontology annotation, cellular component: membrane.
AUGGGUUAUCACACAGUUAACUUUGUUCCAACCCUUCGUCAUGCUACCUACCCAUCCAUUGCCGAGACGAACCCUGAAUUAUCAGCAGAUGGUAAAGUAGUCUUCAUUACGGGAGGUGGUCAAGGCAUUGGGCGACAAAUUGCCAAGUCUUUCCUCACUGCUGGGGCCAAAGGCAUAUUCCUUGUUGGACGCAAUGAAUCGACCUUGCAAGAUGCAGUUAGCGAGCUGAACAAUUUGCAAAAAUCUACAGUUGACAAAACGACCUUUCACUAUGCCAAGGCCGACGUUACAGAUGUAGAUGCUGUUGCAUCCGCUUUCAAACAGGCUAUUGAAGUAUUUGGUCAUAUUGACAUAUUGAUCCAGAAUUCUGGUUACCUUGAUGAUCACCGUUCUGUAUCAGAGUCUGACCUCGAUGACUACUGGAAAACCUUUGAAGUUAAUGUCAAGGGAGGUCUCAUUGUCAUUAAAGAAUUCCUGAAGCAGAGCAAAGCUGGCGACACUGUUAUUAACAUGAGUUCUGGAGCUGGGCAUCUUCCCCACAUCCCAGGAUACUCAGCCUAUUCGGCAUCUAAACUUGCUUUUGCAAAAAUCAUGGAAUAUGUGCAACACGAGAAUCCUGAUCUGCGAGUCUUCAGUAUUCAACCUGGAGCUGUUGAGACCGCGAUGCAAGCCAAAAGUGGUCUUCCGGCAUCUUACUGUGUGUGGUUAGCUGGUUCCAAGGAUGCAGACAGCCUGAAGGGCAGAUUUCUCUGGACAAAUUGGGAUGUUGAUGAACUGAAGGACCGCGUGGAUGAGAUUAAGGAGAAGAAUCUUUUGAUUCAUGGGCUGAACGGCUGGUAA